AUGAAAUAGUUUAAUUUUGAUAUGGCAGGCUAGUCCUCUUCUAAGAGCUUUUAAAGCAAUUCAAAGAAACAAAAUAUUGCUAACUAGAUGAAGUUGAAUUUAGUGCCUCAAAAUUCUCAGAAUUCUAACAAUUAAUUCUCCAAAAAUUAGCAGCAACUGUCUCCUAACUUUAAAGUAAAGCUCAAUUUGUUGACUCAGAUGAAUAGCGAAAAAAUUUAUGAAACCUAGAAAUCUCCCAUUUAGCAAAUGGCUCAAUAUCAAUUGAAAUAGAUUCACAAUAGCUUCAGUGUAGAAAAGAAGAAAAAGAGCUUGGAGAGCUUGAUUAAUUUAAAAAAUCAUUUAAGUCCAGUUUAGAAUAGCAGCAAGAACAACUAUUUCUUUGUUGAGAAGACUAAUUAUAAGGAGGAUUCUAAAUAAUUUAGUCAGUCACCUUGGAAUGAAAAUUCUACAGCAACCAAAUUGAAUAAGAAUAAAAGUCCUGAUUAUUUUUAAUUCUAAGAUGUGAGCAUGUCAAAUAAUGAAAAUAAAAAGAUGCCUUACUUUAUAGAAACUCCUAAUAGUAAAUCAGAUAACAAAUUGCCAUUCUAAAAAAGAGUAGGGUAAAAUUAGAGAAGCAGCUUAACAGAUUUACCAACAACUUAGAAUGAAUACAGUCCUGGCAAACAGGAAUAAUUUUUGUCAACAUUGCGUUUACCCUAUAUUCAGAUAAAUUCAUAAUAGUUGGAUUCUAACAUUUAAAAAAACAAGCAAGCAAUUAAAUAGAUGACUUAAGAGAUGUUUUUAAAUAAAAAGUAAGUGGUGAAGAAAGUAAAACAGCCAAAUAAGUCAGUUGAUUUACUUGAAUACUUCGAAUAAUCUAAGUUACCAGCUUCUUCUUUGGCGAAUAUAAAAGAAGCAGAAUUUGCAUCACCGAACUCAAUGCAAUCUCUGAAAAAAUCGUCAACUUUAAGUGUAUUAAAAUUCAUUAACGAGUCUAAAGACAAUGCAAACAGAAUGUAAUAAGAAUAAUAAUUUUAAAGCACUUUAUGUAAAAUAACUGAAGGAGAUGAAUAACCCUUAAAACCAAAAUAGCACGCAGAUACUUAGAAUUUUAUGAAUUAUUGGUAAUAUAAAGAAAAGGUAAACUAAAAUAAAGAUAGAAACUAUAAAAAAGUAAGAUAACUUAAUCUGCAGGAGUCCUUACAAAAGCUUGAAUCAAGCUCAUAAAAAUUGGGCAUUUCCAGCCGCUUGAAUUAUGCUGAAGAAUUAAAAUCACCAAUAACAAACAGAUAAGAUUAACAAGUAGGAUCUUAUACAGAAUUCAAUGUUAAUCAAAAUCAAUUUGAUUACUCUAAGCUGAUUGAUCAGAGUCCUUAAAAAGCAAAAGAAGUUUAGUAAAAAUAGAAGAAGAAAGAUGAGUAAGAGGAAGCUUUGCUUUUACAAAAUAUUAUAACUUGUGAAGGAGCAGCUUAAUUAAUUAUGGAGAAAUUUAUUGAAGAACUAUCAAGUGAAGAUUCAGAAUUAAAGCAAACAUUUAAUGAUUCAAUUUAGAAUAAUAAUGCAUUUAAUUUAGGAUUUGUUCUCAAGAAAUACUUUUUAUUUUGCUUAGAAAAGGUAAAGGAAGAAUAUAAACAGAAUCAUAAUAACAACAAAGCAAUGAAAACUAAAAGAGAAGCUAAAUAGGAAGAUUUAGAUUCUAGUCUUUAAAAUUUGAUUUUGAGUGAGUAAUUUUUAGAGAAAUCAAAAGAUUUGAUAAAUUAGAUACUAUUUAAUAUUGGAAUAGACCUUUCUUUCAUUAAAGAGAUAACUAAAUAUUUUGAUGAAUAUGGCAAAUUUUUUAUUCCUUAAAACAAUGUUAAGCGUAUUGGCAUGCACAAUAUUGAAGAGAUAUUAAAGAGACUUUUAAUACAGUUGGUAGAAAAUCAUUUGUUAGAAAAAGAGAUAAUUUAAGCAUAGAUUGGAUCUAUGAAAAAUAAACCUAAUUAUUAUCUAGAGGAAAUUCAAAAAAAGAUGUUAGAUUUUACAGUGAAUUUGCUUAAUGAACAUAAUGAAUCUGUUUUCAUUCAAAUAGCAGAUAUCAAGAAAUUCUAAUAAAUUCAUAACUUUGAGUAUUUUAUGCUUAAGAUAAUUCUUCUUAAUAUCUUGAGAGACAUGAAAUUGGAGUGGUAAAAUAUCAAUAUUAUUCUUGAAAAAGUAGAAAAUAUUCGUUUGCUCUUUUUUAGAGAGGCAAAGAUUAACAGUAUAGAUCUUUUCUUUGACAAAAAAGAAAACCAUCCAAUAAUUAAAUCCUAUUUUAUGAAGAACAAAUUCCUUGUUGACUGCAUUGGGGAAAGCAACCUCGAUAGUUUCAUCAGGUUUUUAGAUUAAUUUGUUAUGGGUUUCAGAGAUUAUCAAAAUAUUAAAAAGUAUUUGAACCCUAAAAUAUAGUUUAACAAAGACUUUGUGUUGAAAUUUGGAUAAGAGUUGAAUGAAAUUAUUCCAGAACACGUAGUCAGAAAAGAGACUCUUAUUUUGGAUAUCAAACACUAAUUGAACAAAGUGCUGGAAGCUUUGGAAUAAAAGAAAGAAAAGUAAGAACAACACGAUGAAGAAUAGAAACAAUUUCUAAAAAGUUUGGAAUAAAUAAAUAUUUAAGAGAUGAUUUAUAAGCUUGUUGACUUAGUUGAGUAUAAAAUAGUAACUAAAGAAAUACCAGAAGACGUUCAAGAAUAAGACUUGCUUGUUAACUCUAAAUUUCUAGAUUACUUCCUUCAUUUUACAUUCUAGAAUAAAGGACUUGCCUUCUCUUACUAUGACUUAGAAGUAGCCUAUUCUUACUUUAAAAUGAAUUCGAUCAAGGCAUUCUAAUAUUGGAUUGAAAACCUCUGCAAAAUCAUUAAUCAAAGUUACCCUGAAAUCAAAGAAUUCAACAUCUUUAAAUAUUUAUCCUAAUUUAUGAAAAUUUAUUGA
Molecule: messenger RNA, 2928 nt
Organism: Tetrahymena thermophila SB210
Lineage: Eukaryota; Ciliophora; Oligohymenophorea; Hymenostomatida; Tetrahymenidae
Exons: 2
Source: RefSeq, a predicted model, not a curated record